Messenger RNA from Oppiella nova, 1002 nucleotides. NCBI's taxonomy places the organism in Eukaryota, Metazoa, Arthropoda, Arachnida, Sarcoptiformes, Oppiidae. The record is from the annotation of a GenBank genome assembly.
AUGGAAACAACGUAUUUAACACGAAAUUUUAACUAUUGGUCAAAAAGGGGAAUUAAUGGACCAAAGCCAUUGCCUAUAGUUGGUACUUAUUUGUAUCAAUUUAAGACACCCAGACCUCACCUAUCGCUUCAAUGGCAAGAAAAAUACGGAAAAAUAUACGGAGUAUAUAACGGAAACGCUCCCCUAUUAGUAGUGGCCGAACCAGAACUGAUUAAACAAAUUUGUGUCAAAGACUUCAACAUAUUUACGGAUCGCAACCGAAACCAACGAAACCAUCCAAUUCUGAGCAGACAUUUGGUCGCAGAAAACGGUGACGACUGGAAGAGAAUCCGAUCGAUAGUCACCCCAACGUUCAGCUCUAAUAAGAUGAAGAAAAUGUAUCCAAUGAUCAGAAGGUGUUUAGAGGACUUCAUCAAUGAAUUAGAAGUGUAUGCGAAGGAUAGGAAAGAAAUAGACAUUAAGCCAAUGUAUGGAAAGUACACUAUGGAUGUCAUAUCUACCUGUGCUUUCGCUACGAAGACUAACACUUAUAAAGAUCCAAACGAUCCGUUUGUAUUAAAUGCUCAGAAAGUGUUCCAAACAUCAGUCAAACGACUUCUUCCACUUCUACUGUUCCCUAAAUUUGUGCUCAAAUUAUUGAACAUAACUCAUGCGGCAGAAGAGUCGGUCAAUGAGUUCUUCUUCAACAUCACGAGACGUAUAAUGAAAGAGCGGAAGAAUAGUCACAAGAAAUACAACGAUUUCAUUGAGUUAUUAAUGAACGCACAGAAGGAUAGCACUAAUAAUAACCCCAAAGAAGAUGAGAAUGAUGUCAAUGAAGCCCAUCAUGUGAAUGAAGGGAAGGAAGAGAAAGAAGUGGAGAAAAAGAUCUUAAGUAAUGUCGAUAAAUAUAUCACUGAAGAGGAAAUCCUGGCCCAGUCGUGGGUCUUCUUUGUUGCGGGAUAUGAGACGACUGCCACUACUCUUACCUUUGCUUCCUAUGAAUUGGCUCUCAAUCAGGAC